UAUCAUUUAGAGAAGUGAGCAGAUCCUUUUCUGUCAGUGAAGAAGGAAGAAAGGCUGCGGUAAACCAUCCGAGCCUCAACAUGAAAGUCUGUCAAAUUUUGAUCUGCUGCUUCUUCCUCUCUCUGCAGGAAGGAAACACUGCACAGACCUCUGUCUAUCCAGGCACUGAAGGAGGAAAUGUCACAGUUUCAUGCCGUUACCCUGCACUGGGAACAUGGAAGUACUUCUGUAAGGGCGAAUAUGGAAGAUGGGACAUUCUCGUUGAAACAAUAGAUGACACAGCUCAGAGAGGCAGAUACAGCAUCAGAUAUGUCCAAGAACCUCGCGCUGCCGUUCUCGAUGUGACCAUCACACAGCUGACCAAGUCUGACUCAGGACGGUACGGUUGUGGUCUGGACAGAACUGAGCUUUUAUACAAAGCGUUUGAAGUCAUCGUUGUAGAUGCAUCGGCCUCACCAGCUUUCCCUGUCACACACCGUGUGAUGCUGUAUGUGGGCCUGACUCUGGUUGUCAUGGUUAUCCUAUUAUUAGUGGCUUGGCUCAUAUUCUGCAGAAAGAGGAUAUGUAAACCUGAGGAACCUCCCGUGGAAAGUGAGUAUGCUUCUGUCAAAGAGGCCAACCCAACGUACGAGGAGAUCAGAGAGGUGGAGAGACAGAGCAGGUCUCCUCCUGAGGGAAUCUCUUCAGUUUAUGCUUACACCAAAUAUACCAAUCCAAACUGAGUCGAAACCAGUGACACCACCGCCAGUUCUCAGCACAGAGUACAAGGCAGCUCUGAUGCCAACCAUGUGGUGAUCCGCCUCUGUACUCUACUGUUACUUUACAUCAGCAAUAACUUCAUUUUCUCAGUGCACUGGUACUGGCACUCUAAUCAGCCAACAGGAAGCUGGUUUGAAUGAGGAACUGUAAAUUUUUUUUUUUUUUGUGAGCAUGACUUUUUCAUGUGACAACCAAUGAAAAGUUACAUAUUUCGUCAGUAUCAUAACCACAAAUGUGCCGCCUCAACAAUUUGUGUGCUGCUUUUACUACUGUUACUUUUGCUAAUCUUAUUUUAAGUUGAUUUUAUUGAAGGUGUGUUGAACGGAAGUUCAGUUGGAUCAUAUGGUAAAGGAAAUAAGAAGCAGUGAAGCCUCUCUCCUCAGCACUUAGAGAAUUCAACUAGCUCUUAUCGUGGCUGCCACUCGGAUACUUCCGGGUCAUUUCACUCAGUUAGGAAUCUUCCUAAGCAAAAAAUACUUCUUGAUCACAGCCAGAGAUUUGCAGAAGAGAAGAGCUCCACUCUAACUGAGGAAUGGGGGAAUUUAUAGUUGGUGAUGUACUAGGCCCAGGUGCCUCCAGCUCUGCUGAUGAACUCCGCCUCUAGCUGCCUGUUGAAUCAAAGACAUACCACACAUAUAAAAAGACUGCCAAACAUUUCAAAAGUUUCAUCACACAGUUUGGAAUCUCCUUGUACACGAUUACUGUCUAAUAUGUGUUCUCGGCUUCAAACGCAAAUUAUAAAAGGCUCCAUAUGAAAGUGAUUGGAGAAAAAGAUCUGGUUUUCAGAGAAGAAUCAGUCGACAGCAAAAACAUCUUUUACUCAUCCAGAAAAAAAUCCAUAAAUGCCUGGGAUCCAGUUGUCUUCAUUUAGAAAGCAUUAACAUAUACAUAUGUAUUUACAUUCAGGCUGGGAACGCAGAGGUGGAGAAGUUUGAACCCAUCGUCAACAGGUUGGUAGUAGAGGCAGGGAAUGAUCAGAGCAGAUUGGAUGGCCAGAGGGGAACUGCAGCAGAGAGAUGAGGAGCAAGGGCUGAGGCGGAGAAAUUUUAUUGCUUUCACUGGCAUUAAUUGACUUUUGCCACUUGGGGGCAGUGCAGAAAUGCAACACUGACAUUAUCACCGGAUGAAGCUGAUAUUGGGCAACCAUGUUACCAAAGUUACCUUUUUUCAACUCUGUGUACACAGAGCAACAUUAACAUUUAUUUGGACUCGUUUAUGUGUCCAAAUGAUGAAUUCAAGUCCAGUGCUCUCUCUCCCUUGUUUUGUUUUGCUUUGUUUUGGUCCAAAACAUGUUUAAUUGUCUUCUAUUUGAACGAGCGGUCAGCCUUGCUCUGUCAUACUGUUGUGAAACCGGCUGAUGUUUGUACCAAGCCCCUAUAAAGGGUAUCAGAGAGGAGGACUGACAGAGCAGACUUGCUCCUGUGGAAAUCUCCUCAGUUUACGUCAAAUACACCAAACCAAAGUUGAACCCAAUGACAACCACAGCUUUGACAACCCAAACUUUUCCACUUUAACCAGUUUUCAGCACAAAGUAAAACCUUGGUAGGACUUUAGCUCAGACAGUAGCUUUAGACUGCAUCCACUGAAAUAACUUUACAGGGUGAUUUUCACACAUUUCACGGAGGCUGUUUCUCUAACCUCAAAGAUGGCAGUUGAAAAUGCACUUUUUACUGAUUUGGCAAAGUAGUUUACCACAUCUCUUUUACUCCAGAAAAAGGUACACAGAUAAUGAAAGAUAGAGUUUCUCUGUGAUAUGUAUUAAAAUAUAAUUAAUUAGUUCUGUAUAUAUGUACUGUAUAGUUGCUCUCUAUGCCAAAACAAAUGUUCAACCAAUGCUAUGUUAAAUAAUAAGAAAAAUUAUAUAUAAUUUUCUUCAUCAAUUAAGGGAUUAAAAUGCUGAACUUUAGGAAUCAGGAACCUUGUAAAAUCUAUUACUGUUGUACAGUUUGGACUGAAUCUUUGUUGUUGAGGUCAUAGUUUAAGAUUCUGUUGUGUGGGACCCAGUGUGGUAAUUCUACCAGUAGGUGGCAGUGUGCAUCGUGUCAUAAGACACUGAAGUGUGUAAAAGCCUCAGCGCCUCAGAAACCUUCAUCAUGUCAUCAGUAAAUACAUGAGCUUCGUUCUCCAGUACAGUAAAAUAUUUGGAUUCUGUACUUAAGUAAGAAUACACAAGUAUCGCCAGCGAAAAGAACCUAAAGUAUCAAAAGUAAAAGCACAUCAUGAGAUGAUUAAUAGCAGAUGAAAAAAGGAGACAAAACAAACAAAAAAAAAAACCCAUAACAAACUAAGGCCUGAUACACAAAUCUCCUUUCACUGUUUUUUUUUUUGUUUUGUUUUACACAAACAAAAUUGGAGAAAUUAGCAAAAAAAUAUCAAAAAUAAAACAAUUUUGAAUAUACAAUAAAAUAGCAGCUACAUAUUUCUGUAUUUAAAGUUCAACAAAUUGUAAAAAAAAAAAAAGAAAAAUCAUCUGUGAAGGGUUGCCAGGUUUUAUCAUAUAUAAUAAUAUGCAAUAUUUGGUCAACAAUUUUGCUCUUUAACAUAGUUGAUCCUCUGUUGUUGGAGAAUCUGAUGGGCGGAUAAUUUUGACACACACAGAUCCUGACUAUCAGAAUUUAUCACCCCAUAUAUUAGUUAUCAAAAUAAAGCAUGUCAGUAUGAUCAAACGUUACCAGUGGCUAAAUAGCUGAAAUCCUAAAUCGGGUCACAGAAUAUAGUGUCACAUGAGACUGUGAGUUCUCAAGGUCUCCAUUGUUUUGUUUUUUAUUGUUGUUUUUUCUUUUUUGCGAAUGCAGGCGUGUCCUGUAGCAGGACAUGGGUCUGUCCAACAAACUAAAAUUUAAUUAAAUCACCCUGGUCGCCCUGUCAUGCUGCAGGCUCAUGGAUGUGAUGCAGAUGCUGAUUCAUGAGGUGCAGUCACAUCUGUGCAGAUUUCCCAGCAUGCAGAGGGAAGUGCUGAUCACGGAGAGUCCUGUGGGUGGGGACAUUCACACAGAGACACUGAGGCCAACCAUAGACUUUGUGUGUGUCUGUGUGUGUGUGUGUGUGUCUUCCUCUGUCUUCUCCCAGUUUGAUUUUUAGUUUGUUCAGUUUUCUCCAAUAAUCACGGCACCAUUUCUCAGUCGAACAGCCAGCAGCUCACAUUAGUUGACUCGAUUUGUAGAGUUGUCUAAAUUCGUUAAUGUGAUUCCUGAAAGGGAGCUCAUACUGAGAUUUCAUCAGUGCAUCAUGAGACAGACAUUGUGAAGAGAAAAUCUUUUCUCCCCCUCAGUGAGCAAGUAUCGAUGCGUUAUUCUGUAUUGAUUUACUUCAUAAAUCAUCUGUGAACGACAUGCAGGGUCAUGGAAGAGAACAGGACGUAGUAGUGUGAGUGCAGAUUAAAAGAUUUUGAGACUUUUCUCACCAGCUACACCAUCCUCUUACAGUACAGUUACUGUUUUUGUGUGGCUUAUAUACAUUUUCCAAACAUGUUGCGUAUCUAAAGAGAUUCAGUGCUCUGGGUGUGAAUACAAGAUAUGUGUUUAAAUAC
Messenger RNA from Seriola aureovittata, 4288 nucleotides. RefSeq lists its product as uncharacterized. The coding region runs from base 81 to 722 and encodes 213 amino acids. The transcript is spliced from 7 exons. The record is from RefSeq and is a predicted model, not a curated record. Lineage: Eukaryota; Metazoa; Chordata; Actinopteri; Carangiformes; Carangidae.